AUGAUUCAACCAACGACUCGUUUCCUUUGGUCCUUACUGUUGUGUGGCCUACUGAGCGCACCAUGCAUUGCUCUGUCGGGCGACUGGCAGUCUGAAAUGGUCAGAUUGCACAACGAGGCUCGGGACAAAAUUCUCAGUUGCUCUGUGCCCGGGCAACCACCAGCCAAAUCGAUGCCACACCUGGUAUGGCAUGAUGGGUUGGCACAGAAGGCCCAACAACUAGCGGACCAGUGUAGAGUUGGUCACGACACAGCCGAGGAACGCAAGGUACCCGAUUUUGACUACGUCGGACAAAACUGGGCUGGAGCCCAAGAUAUUGAGACUGGAAACUUCGUCGGAGCGAAACCAUAUGAAGAGGGAUCCAGCGCUGAUUGCAAACCGGCAGGAGGGACGGAUUCUUCGAAACCGCCAGGUGAAAGCGAUCAGGGAGAAGAACUGCCAACCGAAGGCGGCCAAGGAGCAGAACUACCUGGUGAAAGCGACCAAGGAGGGGCUCCACCUGAUGAUCAAAAUGAAGUUCCGCCUCCUCAAGAUACGGAACCUCCCAUUGAGACUCUCCCACCUCAAGGUUCACGGCCACCCCAUGGGUCACGGCCACCCCAAGGUUCACGACCACCCCAUGGUUCACGACCACCCUAUGGCUCACGACCACCGCAGGGUUCACGACCACCCUUUGGUUGGGGGCCACCACAAGGUGGACAGCUAACUUACAAAACGAGGCCACCACGGCCCUUGAUACCAUCUCGUAAACAACGACCUUCACCGGGAAAUAAUCAAUAUUGGCAAAAUAGACGGCCUCCAAUGGGGUUCGGAAGGAGUGGCGUUAAUGAGGUCGUUGCGUAAACCUAUCACCAUUUUGUGAAGUAAGUUGUUCUGCUU
Molecule: messenger RNA, 879 nt
Organism: Opisthorchis viverrini
Lineage: Eukaryota; Metazoa; Platyhelminthes; Trematoda; Opisthorchiida; Opisthorchiidae
Exons: 3
Coding region: 1-843 (280 amino acids)
Source: RefSeq, a predicted model, not a curated record